This is a messenger RNA of Bombyx mandarina (wild silkworm), 1984 nucleotides long. It is a transcript of the gene Atg16, whose product is annotated as Autophagy-related 16. Gene Ontology annotation, biological process: autophagosome assembly. Gene Ontology annotation, molecular function: protein-membrane adaptor activity; protein binding. Lineage: Eukaryota; Metazoa; Arthropoda; Insecta; Lepidoptera; Bombycidae. The record is from RefSeq and is a predicted model, not a curated record. Gene Ontology annotation, cellular component: autophagosome membrane; Atg12-Atg5-Atg16 complex; phagophore assembly site membrane.
AUUGUGUGGUACUAAAAUUAUUUAAAUUUUAUAAUUCAUCUAUCAAUAUUUUCUAACCAAGUGGUUGAUAAACAUUCUUACAAAUGGACUAGCCCAUAUACUUCUAUUUUUUUAAUAUAAAAACAAGUAAACUGUCUACAAAUCUUCCAUGAAACAGCAUGACAUCUGUUUGUUUUGAUUUUAAUACUUUAUUGUACUAAUUAAUUUUAAUACAUAUCUGCAAAAACAUUGCAUGAAAUAAUGGAAAGUCGAGAGUGGAGAAAUAGCAUUAUCAGCAAGUUGCAAACAAGGAAUAAAUAUGAAACAGCAGCAUUUCAAGAUAUAAUCAGUUUUCAGAGUAGACUCUUUGACAAUGUCAAUACCUUAAAAAAUGAAAAUCUGCAGCUAACCUUAUUAAAUGAAAGGAUUAGAUUUUCAAGCACUGAUGGGUCACCCAGCGGAGCAAGUGCCAGCAAUGAAAGGAUACAGGCUAUGGAGCAAAAAAUUCUUGUACAACAGGAAGAGCUAACAUCAUUACACAGACGAAGGGGGGAGAAUGCACAGCAAAUAAUGAGUCUCAAUGAAAAAGUACAUGACUUAGAGAAACAGCUUCAAGCAAAGGAUGUCAUAAUUUCAGAAAACACAGCAUUAAUUGCUUCCUUACGAGCUGAAAUACAAAUGUAUGAAACAAAUAUGUCAGAAUUGCAAGGUUUAAAUCAAGUGCUACGCGAUGAACAUCAAGCCUUACAGAUAGCAUUUGCAUCUAUUGAAGAAAAACUGAGGAAGGCCCAGGACGAAAAUCGAUCACUGGUUGAAAGACUUAUAAAGUAUAAAUCAAAAGAUGCCGAUAAAAUGAACGAAGAAAAUGAACAUUAUUUAAAGUCAAGCAACCCUACCGCGUUUUUCUUCAACACAUUCGGUAGAGUUAGUUUCGGAAAGAAAAGCGACAAACUACGGAAGGAAUUGGAAGAGGCCGCAAGGGAGGGCGGAAGUCGAAGCAGUGGCGGCUCGGCGGGAAGCACAGACGACAAGAUAAUGGAUUCCUUGCCUUACUAUGCGACGGCGCUGCCCUCCAAAGUUGCUAUUCGAUUUGACGCACACGACGGAGAAGUGUAUGCCGUAAAAUGGAGUCCGACAGAUCGACUGGUGGCGACCGGCGGCGCGGACAGAAAAGUAAAGUUAUGGGAUGUUUCGAAAAGUAUUGUUGAAAACAAGGGUACAUUAGUUGGUUCGAAUGCGGGUGUCAUGUCUGUGGACUUUGAUUCCACGGGCGCGUACAUUGUGGGCGCCUCCAAUGACUUCGCGAGUCGCGUAUGGACGGUCGCCGAUCAGAGGUUAAGGCAUACAUUAACAGGACAUAGCGGUAAAGUAAUGGCGGCCAAGUUUCUCGGGGAGCCGACAAAGGUGAUAACAGGGAGUCAUGACAGAACGCUAAAAAUAUGGGACCUUAGAAGUAGAAUGUGUACAGAAACAAAAUUCGCAGGAUCUUCCUGUAAUGAUCUCGUUACAUCUGACGGUGCGGGCUCGACGAUAAUAUCCGGCCAUUUCGACAAACGCAUCCGAUUCUGGGAUAUACGAACGGAGAUGUCGGCGAACCACAUAAUGCUUCAGGGAAAAGUUACUUCGCUCGAUUUAAGUAGAGACAGUAAUUAUCUCUUAGCGUGUGUAAGAGAUGACACAAUACAGCUCAUAGAUCUGCGAAUGAACACCAUCGUGCGAUCGUUCAGUAACGAAGCGUUCAAAGUUGGCUGUGACUGGUCUCGGGCUGCGUUCGGUCCCGGGGGACGUCUGCUGGCGGUUGGAGCCGCGGACGGCGUAGUCUUCGUGUGGAACACGUAUUCUGGACGGCUUGAAACCACUCUGAAGGAUCACACGACGGCGGUGACAUCUGUAUCGUGGCACCCCCAGUCUGGACUACUGGCCUCAGUGGAUCGAGGAAAACGUGCUCUCAUAUGGGGGGACUUGUGACAAGCAUGGGAGGCACCAAGGCCUCCGCCACCAAACG